AGGUUUGUUUAUUUGAUAUCUUUAUUUAUUUUUAUAUCUCUUAUGUUUUUGUGAAAUACCAAUCAUCACAUCAAGGGGAAGGACGAACUAAGGACGAAGAGGAAGAAGACCAGAGGACUGAGAGCAAACCGAGAGAACCAGAGGACGAACGGAGAGAACGAAAAGAACAGAGAAAACCCACGAACAGAACACAACAGGGGAACGAAACACACAGAGCACACCAGGAGGAACGAACUGAGGACGAACUGGGGAAAAAUAAAGCAGGGGAAAAACAAGCAAACGCAGAGAGGACGAACGAACGAAAAAAACCCAGGAAAAACAGAGACGACCGGCCACAGGAGAACGAAACACACGCAGAACAGGGGACGGACAGGAAGAAACCGAUCAGAGAAAAGCAAGAACAGAGGUGAAAGCAGAGGAAGAAAGUAACUAGUCGAACAGUCCUCCAUCACGUCUUCAUCUCCAGAACUAGCAGCAAAGUUAAGUCACUCAAGAAGAGAUGGAGCACUCAAUCGACAUUAUACAAUCUUCCAGCACGUUGCAACCUCUCUAUGCAAUUAAAAAUAGAUAUGCCGAGACCAGUACAUGAGGAGCUUGAACGAUGGAAGGCAGUUAAAUUCCCAGUUCCGAAAGACCAUGGUUUUUCUGAGCCAAAUAAAAUACUGCAGAAGGAGUUUUAUACCUAUGCAAAGGAAGACAACUUCAAUGCCUUGUUUCGUCUCUUGUCCGAUAAACUGGAACAUGUUUCAUCAGAGGAAGUGCUCAAUGUCAUUUUCAAACAUGUUGCUGCCUCUGGAAAUUCACUGCUUCAUGUGGCAGCAAGCCAUGGAAGCGAAGGUGUGACACAGCUACUGUGUCAUCACUUCCCCCUCCUAAUCACCAGGAAAAAUUUCCUGGGUGAUAAUGCGCUUCAUCUGGCUGCCAGGGCUGGACGGUUUGACACAAUUCAAAAUCUCGUCUAGCAUGUGAAAAUUCAUCAUAGAACACUUGAACUUGCUAGCUUGCUGAGGAUGAAGAAUAAUAAAGGAAACACCCCUUUGCAUGAUGCAGUCAUCAAGGGUUGCCGAGAGGUGGCCUGUUUCCUCGUUUAUGAAGACCUAGAAGUUUCCUACCACAAGAACAAGGAACACAAGUCUCCCUUGUACUUGGCAGUAGAGAGCUGCGACGAGGAGAUGAUUGCUUCUGUUAUAGAAGCUAUGCCGGAAGGAAAUUUAGAAAAACUAGCGGACGGCAAGCCGGAUAUAAUGCUUCCCGAGGACAAAAAAGGGGGAAAUCUCCUUCAUCUUGCAGCAUCCAUGGGCUUCCUUUUUGGAGCAAGACUCCUGGUUAGUCGAUGUCCUGUUGCCGCAUCACAAAGAAACGAAGCAGGCAACUUACCCAUCCAUGUUGCAUGCCAGAAGGGCCAUCUUGAAGUAGUACGCGAACUACUUAUUUAUUGGUUCGAUCCAAUGGAUUUUCUCAACGAAAAUGGACAGAAUAUUCUUCAUGUUGCAGCGGAGAGUGAACAGAGGAAAAUAGUGGAUGAAAUAUUGAGAAAUGGAGAUCUGGAAGCACUUACAAAUGAGAAAGAUUACGAUGGAAAUACACCUUUGCACUUGGCUGCAAUGUAUGGCCGUCCUGAGAUAGUGCAGGCACUAGUGAGUGACAAGCGGGUGGAUAAAAGGAUUGUUAAUAAUGAAAAGUUGAAACCAUCUGGUGUUGUUGCGAAAUUAUUGCAAGGCGGACGCUUUGAAGCACCAAAUUCAGAUGGAAUGAACAAGCUAAUCGAUACCAAGCAUGAGGAUGAUGCUGCGAGAGGCGUAUGGAACAAAUCGCAGGACGUAGAAGUUCGCAAAAUGCGUGAGGUAUUAAAAGUUUUGGUGGAGGCAGGUGAUAAGACUGAGUUUGACAUCAAUCUUAACUUUGAUUUAACGACGUUAACGACGGAGGAACGGAACAGAGGGGUAGGGAAUCUUCUCGUGGUGGCAGUACUGGUAGCUGGAGUAACCUUCGCUGGUGCUAUCACUGUGCCUGGAUCAGGUUCUGAUCUUACCAGUGAUAGUUCAAAAAAUCUGAUGAGAGCUUAUAUUUUUUUUGACAUGCUAGCUAUGAAUUUCACCCUCAUCGCCGCUAUAAUCCUUUGUCAGAUGUCAUUAGGUCGUACCAGUUAUGUAACAUCAAGCAUGGAGGUAGCGACAUCUCUUAAUUUUUACUCCCUUCUCUGCAUGGGUUUAGCAUAUACAUUCAUCCUAGCAAUCACGGUGCAAGAACGUACUGGAUUUUUCAUAACCAUCAUCACAUUACAAGCCUAUCUUUUUUUUACCCAAUUAGUUUGUUCCUAUGGAUUGAUUCUUUCAACUGCAAAUUCAGUAUUGUCUUUCCUGCGUGCAAAUCCCUUUAAAUUCAUGGCUCGAAUGGAAAGAAGGGUGGAUGUACGGACUUCUCUUAUGGGUAGAGAAUACGAUCACAUCCAGUUCAAACUGUAUAGCUUGCAAACGGGAGGGCAUUUUAUCUUGUAUUUAAAUCUCUUGUAAUUAAUUUGUAUCUCUUGUAACAAAUAGAUAAGCUCUUUCUCUUCUCUCC
Populus nigra (black poplar) is the source of this 2562-nucleotide messenger RNA. Its product is annotated as protein ACCELERATED CELL DEATH 6-like. The record is from RefSeq and is a predicted model, not a curated record. Gene Ontology annotation, cellular component: plasma membrane. Lineage: Eukaryota; Viridiplantae; Streptophyta; Magnoliopsida; Malpighiales; Salicaceae. The transcript has 5 exons. Gene Ontology annotation, molecular function: protein phosphatase 1 binding; protein phosphatase regulator activity. Bases 1011 to 2513 code for a protein of 500 amino acids.